Messenger RNA from Linderina pennispora, 160 nucleotides. RefSeq lists its product as uncharacterized. The annotation marks the transcript as partial. Gene Ontology annotation, cellular component: nucleosome. The transcript has a single exon. The record is from RefSeq and is a predicted model, not a curated record. Lineage: Eukaryota; Fungi; Kickxellomycota; Kickxellomycetes; Kickxellales; Kickxellaceae. Gene Ontology annotation, molecular function: structural constituent of chromatin; protein heterodimerization activity; DNA binding.
AUGGCCCGUACCAAGCAGACCGCCCGCAAGUCCACCGGAGGCAAGGCUCCCCGCAAGCAGCUGGCCACCAAGGCCGCUCGCAAGUCGGCGCCCUCGGGCACCGGUGGCGUCAAGAAGCCCCACCGCUACCGCCCCGGUACCGUCGCUCUGCGUGAGAUCC